AUGACAACUGACAGUCUCUCAGCUGCGAAACUCGCCAUUUACUUGAUUCUACUCCAGCCCGCGCUCUACUGUCUAUGGAAGCACGGCAAAACAGGAUUUCUCGGCUGGCUCUAUGUCCAAAUCUUCUGUGUACUCCGCAUAGCUACUGGCGGCAUUGGUCUGCAUGGGAACCAGACGGGGGAAGCCGCUGUGAUUCUCAACAGCAUAGGCUUGUCUCCUUUGCUUCUUUCGAUCUCAGGAAUAUUGCACGAAGCUCGACGUGCUGUAAACCCGCGCCUGAAUAGAAAGCUUGACAUUAUACUAGAAAUCAAGUACCACGGCAUUGUCGCUCUGGGAAUGGUUUUGACAAUUAUAGCUGUUGUCCACCUUUUAAACGGCGGCGAGGUGUCAAAAAAUAAGUCAUUGCUCAACGCUGGCUCGGCCAUAUCGUGCGUUGCCUGGCUACUUGCCGUUCUCUGGGCACUUUGGUCGCAUUCCAUGAAUCGCCGAUUUUCGUCAUACUCGGAUAUGCAAACAUCUGAAAACGGUAAAAUGCUACUCAAUGGAGUGUUUAUCGCACUGCCCUUUGUUGGAAUCCGCCUUGUUUACGGCAUUGUAUUUCUACAAAUGACAAUUUCCCACCCGGAUUCAGGUUUCCUCACGUCCAAGGCCGUACAAGUUUGCCUCAGUUUUCUUCCCGAGCUGGCAUGUAUCACUAGUCUUCUCUUGGUCGGUAUCUUGACUCGUUCUUUGAGACCAGAUUUGAAGAAGAGGGAGCAAGAAGCAGUUCAAUUGGUGUCCAAUCAAGAUGUUGGACUACAGCAGUCGACAGAGUACAAGUAA
Trichoderma asperellum CBS 433.97 is the source of this 822-nucleotide messenger RNA. RefSeq lists its product as uncharacterized. Lineage: Eukaryota; Fungi; Ascomycota; Sordariomycetes; Hypocreales; Hypocreaceae. The record is from RefSeq and is a predicted model, not a curated record.